Messenger RNA from Pollicipes pollicipes, 2720 nucleotides. Its product is annotated as max dimerization protein 1. The transcript is spliced from 7 exons. Gene Ontology annotation, molecular function: protein dimerization activity; DNA-binding transcription factor activity, RNA polymerase II-specific; RNA polymerase II cis-regulatory region sequence-specific DNA binding. The coding region runs from base 239 to 892 and encodes 217 amino acids. The record is from RefSeq and is a predicted model, not a curated record. Gene Ontology annotation, biological process: regulation of transcription by RNA polymerase II. Lineage: Eukaryota; Metazoa; Arthropoda; Thecostraca; Pollicipedomorpha; Pollicipedidae.
UGCAUUGAAUCAGUUCGUUGUGGAGCACGAGGAGAGGGGGUUGGGCACGGGCGCUUCUGUUUGUGCUGCGAGGCUACGAUUUGUUGAUUGGUGAAUUUUUUGACGGGAAGAACGUGCAGUGCUUAAGUAACGCUACCUGUUCUGCAUUUAAGCCCGUUUUAUACGUGGGUUCUGUUUCUGGUAGGAGAGGUGGGAGAAAGUGAACGUUGAAAGUUAUUGGAAUCAAGCGGCCCCAAUUAUGUCCAUUGCUGCUCUAAUUGAGGCUGCUGAUUUUCUAGAGAGGAGGGAAAGAGAAGCAGAGCAUGGCUAUGCUAUUGUGUCAAUCAUUCCUGCUGAUAUUCAUCGGGCUGACUCCAAGCACAAAAUCAAAAAGCAUCUCAAGGCCAGGAAAAGCUUUAACAGCAGGUCCACUCACAAUGAGCUGGAAAAAAAUCGGCGGGCGCACCUGCGGACCUGCCUGGAGCGGCUGCGCGAGGAUGUGCCGCCCGGCCCGGACGCCAACCGCCACACCACGCUCGGCCUGCUCACGCGCGCCAGGGACUACAUCCGGUCGCUCGAGGAGAAGGACCGCAUGAAUGACCGGUACAAGGACCAGCUGGCGCGUGAGCAGCGGUUGCUGACCGAGCGGCUGCACGGCCUCAUCAGCUUCAGCUGGCGGACGCCGAAGUCGCGCGCCUCCAACAGCUGCAGCUCCUCCUCCUGUUCGUCCGUGUCGUCCGGAUACGCCACCUCCGAGUGGGCUGACUCAGACGAGCUGGAGAGCGGCGGCAGCCUGAGCCCCGGCUCGGACGGCGGCGCCGCCGGCGAGGACGUAGAGGGCGCCACGUUCGGGCUCGACUCGCUCGCCAUGACGGCCGCCGAGGCGACACCCGUCACCGCCGGCCGCCGCUAGCCGGCUGUCUCCGUGACCUGAGCGAUCGGCGCCGCCUGACGUCUGGAGCUCGGCUGGAUGGCGUCCGAUGCUGUACCUGUCGAGACUCCGAGCCGCCCGACCGCCGCCUGACGUCUGGAGCUCGGGUGGAUGGCGUCCGAUGCUGUACCUCUCGAGACUCCGAGUCGUCCGACCGCCGUCUCCCAGCGCCCCGAUCGGUCCAACCGCCGUCUCAUAGCGCUCCGAUCGGUCCGACCGCCGUCUCCAAGCGCUCCGAGCCGUCCGAUCGCCGUUUCCCAGCGCUCCGAGCGGCCCGACCGCCGCCUCCCAGCGCUCCGAGCGGCCCGACCGCCGCCUCCCAGCGCUCCGAGCCGUCCGACCGCCGUCUCCCAGAGCUCCGAUCGGUCCGGCUACCGUCUCCCAGCGCUCCGAUCGGUCCGACCGCCGAUUCCCAGAGCUCCGAUCGGUCCGGCUACCGUCUCCCAGGGGUGCGAGCCGUCCGGUCAUCGCCUCCCAAGACUGCGCAUGGUCCGCCUUCCGUUUGGCAGGGCUCCGGGCAGCCGACCUGCCCUCAGCUGAGCUCUUAGGUGCGGGGCCCGCCGUCACUGCGCUUCCUCACGCCCCGGUCGCCGCGUUUCUGGCGAGAACAGUGGCCCGAUCGGAGUGUUGGACACCUGAGAGCUGCCGACCCGGUCGUCCCGCGCCGCCCCACCGCUUUCGCGUCCCGUGCCGCCCAGUAACCUGGUGCCGCAGGGACAGCGUGUCAUCGCCAGCUGUUUUGAUACCUCCCAACCCGCUGGACAGUACAAACUGUAUCAUGGGAUUGGCUAGUGCUGUGCUUUGUUACACUACAGCUGACCAGUUCCGAAUCGUCGGAUCAUGCGGCCUUGGACUGACUGUCGGACGGCGCAGAGAUGGCGGGCUGGGAGCCUCGAGUGAAUGGUCCGUUUAUGUCAAAGCUUUCAUCCCACUAUGCUCAAAGCUGUUAGGCCAGGGCACUUCAAACUCUCAGUUUUUGCGCUUGGAGUAUGGGGACAUUUAGCGUCAAGUUGCGAGCGAACUAGAGCCCUAAGCUGACAACGCCAUGACCGUCAGCGGUGGGCGGACACCAUGUCUGAUGUGCUACUGUGGAGUUAGACAUCGCCGCCGGUCUGAGGCGUGUUACCGUGGAGCUGGGAGUCGCCACAGCUUCAGAGCGUGUUACCGUUGACCUGGAGCGGCCACAGCUGUGAGACUGGCUGCGCGUGGAACUGGGAGCGGUCGGACUGCUCGGAGUCGCCCGGCGAUGGGGUCGCCGGCGCCCCCGGCGUGCGACUCGCGGGCGACCGUCUACCUCGCCGGCCCGCUGGCCAGCCCACGGCGCCGCGCUACAACGUUUUUGGUGUGCACGCAAAACGGAUGACUGAAUUUUGAAGGUACAAAAUGCUGCCGUGCAGUCAGUGCAGUACUCGCGUUCCGGCAGCGACCGUCCGGUCCGCCGGCCUCUGCCGCCAGCACGACGCUCUGCGCGUGCCAGCCGAGAGGCACGCCCGUGGGUGACGUUGAUUCAGCCACUACGGCCUUGUCACACAAACGCUUCUCCAGUCCUCAACACCGCAAAGCUGUUGGCUGUGUGCUGAUGUAAAGCUUUAUUGAUUAGUUCUCUAGCACGAACUUUCCAAUCGGCUCCGUUUUUAGUGAUAAACAACCGUGAUUUAGAGAUGUGACAAACGUGUCCGUUCAGUGUCGUAGGCAAACCUGUCUGCUCCCAGAUAAUGCAUGUAUCUGUAGCUGUGUAGGUGAUUAGAAAUUAUUUAUUGACCUUAAUCUGUCUCGGUUCCAAUCUCUCCAUGAAUACAAUGUGAACCUA